AUGGUGGACUUAAACACAGCAAGAAAGCAGUCAACUGUAUGUGGUGAGGGCAAUUCCAUCGACACAGUUCGGAGCUCUUUGAAUGUCUCUGGAUCGAAGCAGUGCUCGUCCGUUUGUGUCCAGCGGCCUGGAUUUAGACAUCACAGAGAAGAGAAAUAUGCGUGUCAUUCUCCUGCAUCCCAGCAGAGCUCAGACAGUGGAGAGGAAGGUCUUCAGUUUAAGAAACUGUAUGGCUCACCCAGCGAGUCUCCCAAUCACCAGAAUCUCCAUAAGGAGCUUCUACUCGGCCAUAUGAAAGGUCUGUUGUUGGAAGAGAAACCAGAAUUGCAUUGUGUAUUACAGCAGAGGAGACUUGACCUGAAUAGGGAAGAGGAACUCGCCCUCCAACCUCCUUCUGACCUGGAACAGGAGCUCCGCAAGAGACAGCAGAAACUACAGGAGUAUGAGAUGGAGGAACAGAGGCGUAUAGAAGACCAGAAGAAUGUUCCAGAAUUUGUACGAGUGAAAGAAAAUCUGCGACGCAUACAGAUUAUUGAACAAAACGACUGA
Messenger RNA from Myxocyprinus asiaticus (Chinese sucker), 549 nucleotides. RefSeq lists its product as uncharacterized. Lineage: Eukaryota; Metazoa; Chordata; Actinopteri; Cypriniformes; Catostomidae. Bases 1 to 549 code for a protein of 182 amino acids. The transcript is spliced from 7 exons. The record is from RefSeq and is a predicted model, not a curated record.